AUGGCCUCCCCCAUACCUCGUGGCCUCAAGCAGGUGCUGCAAAAGACUCCCAACGAUAUUGUCAUACUGUCGGCUCUGCGAACGCCAGUCACUCGCGCCAAAAAGGGCGGGUUCAAGGAUGCGUAUCCGGAAGAGCUGUUAUCCCAUGUCCUCCGGGCCACAUUAAAGGCCAAUCCAAAUCUCGAUCCCGCGUUGAUUGAUGAUGUGACGAUUGGCUCUGUGCUACAGGAGCUCGGUGGUGCAAAGGCUGGACGAAUGGCCCAGAUUCACGCGGGAUUCCCUCACUCGGUGCCUUUCAACACCGUCAACCGCCAAUGCUCGUCCGGUCUGGCUGCAAUCACCGCAGUCUCUUACGGUAUCCGCGCCGGCGCAAUUAACGUGGGUGUUGGUGGUGGUAUGGAGUCCAUGACCCGUAACUACGGCUCGCGGGCCAUCCCUACUGUCCUGUGGCCCGAAUUGAAGGAUUCACACUCCAAAGAUGCCCGCGACUGCAUCAUGCCGAUGGGCAUUACUUCGGAAAAUGUGGCCUCGCGCUAUGGAAUUUCUCGCGCAGACCAAGACGCGUUUGCGGCCGAGUCGCAUCACAAGGCAUCCGCCGCACAAAAGGCUGGCCGCUUUGACAGCCAGAUUGUCUCGGUCACCACCAAAUCGUUUUCCGCAGAGCACCCGGACGCGGCCCCCGAAGACAUCACUGUGUCCCAGGACGACGGUAUUCGGCACAACAUCUCGGUUGAGAAGAUGGCCUCGCUUAAGCCCGCCUUUUCCGCGGAUGGCGCCAGUACCGCUGGUAACAGCUCACAGGUGAGCGACGGCGCUGCUGCGACUCUGUUGAUGCGUCGAUCAACUGCCGAAGAGCUCGGCCUCUCGGGAUCCAUCAAGGCUCGUUGGGUGGCUACCGCGGUGGCUGGGUGUGCGCCGGAUGAGAUGGGCGUGGGCCCCGCGGUGGCAAUUCCCAAGCUGCUCGAGAAUACUGGUCUCCAGGUUUCCGACGUGGGUGUUUGGGAGAUCAACGAGGCAUUUGCUUCGCAGGCACUGUACAGUAUCCGCAAGUUGGGAAUUGACCAAGCCAAGGUCAACCCCAACGGUGGUGCAAUUGCCAUCGGACAUCCGCUCGGUGCUACCGGUGCUCGCCAAGUUGCCGAUCUGUUGCCAGAGUUGGAGCGCAGCGGCCAGGACAUCGGUGUUGUUAGCAUGUGUAUCGGCACUGGCAUGGGCAUGGCCGGCAUGUUUGUGCGGGAAUAA
Messenger RNA from Penicillium oxalicum, 1242 nucleotides. RefSeq names its product thiolase family protein. The transcript has a single exon. The record is from RefSeq and is a predicted model, not a curated record. Gene Ontology annotation, biological process: phenylacetate catabolic process; fatty acid beta-oxidation. Bases 1 to 1242 code for a protein of 413 amino acids. Gene Ontology annotation, molecular function: acetyl-CoA C-acyltransferase activity. NCBI's taxonomy places the organism in Eukaryota, Fungi, Ascomycota, Eurotiomycetes, Eurotiales, Aspergillaceae. Gene Ontology annotation, cellular component: peroxisome.